AUGGGACUUCUUCCACGACACCCUCGCCCAAUUCCUUUGACUACAAAGGAGCUCGGUCCAAUCUCCGACUUGGCUCAAUUUUCCGCCUUGAUCAUCUCCAUCGUGUUGGUAGUGUGCUUCUUCGUUCGCUUCUAUAUUCUCGAGGGAUUUCUCAUCCGUCGUCUGUAUGGCUCAAUAUAUACUAAUAUGAGUGAGCUGAACCGUCGUGGCUUUGUGAAUCAUCAUAUCGCUGGUGUCACUAAGGUGAUCAUUUUGAUUGUUGCCGCGUACCCCUUCGUCAGUAUCACAUUCUGCAAAGGGCCGUCAUUCAACACGCCCUUUGUCCAUGGCUCACCAGUGUCCCUUGGGGACAUCAUGAUUGUUGUGGCGCAAAUGUUGAUUGGGAUCUACAUCUUCGAGUUGAUUUACCGCAUGAAGUUGUCACCCGUGGCCGUGAUGCACCACGUUGGGACAAUCUUCAUUGGCCAAGCAGCCAUCGCGAUCAGUCUGCGGCCAUUACGUGAGCCCGACGCGUACAUCGAGUUCGUCCUUUGUACUGCCUGGGGCGCAUUCGAUGCCGUCUUCGAACUAUUCCCCCACGUCGCUAUCAUUCUCUAUCGCAUCUUCCCCGAACGACACCGCUUCCUCAGUAGGGUCUUCCUGAUCUCUUGCGUAACAACCGCAUUGGGAACAAUCACAGAGACGAUUGUGACAAUGUGGCUGUUCGGAAGCACGUGGGACCGGUGGCGGCUUGCCUUCAAAAUUGUCACCCCACUCCUCCACAUUGCGUUCUCCGCUGCUCAGAUCCAUGGCAGUAUUGUCUUCUGGCGGAUGUAUCGCCGACAACAGCACUUUCAGAGGGAGACCGACGCUGAGGCCAAAGAUGGCUUUGUUGUGGGUGAGAUUUCGCUCAGCUAUUGCCGAUCCUAG
This is a messenger RNA of Penicillium digitatum Pd1, 909 nucleotides long. RefSeq lists its product as uncharacterized. The record is from RefSeq and is a predicted model, not a curated record. Lineage: Eukaryota; Fungi; Ascomycota; Eurotiomycetes; Eurotiales; Aspergillaceae.